This is a messenger RNA of Tarenaya hassleriana, 1575 nucleotides long. RefSeq names its product protein BASIC PENTACYSTEINE6-like. Lineage: Eukaryota; Viridiplantae; Streptophyta; Magnoliopsida; Brassicales; Cleomaceae. The transcript has 3 exons. Gene Ontology annotation, molecular function: DNA-binding transcription factor activity; sequence-specific DNA binding. The record is from RefSeq and is a predicted model, not a curated record. Bases 261 to 1298 code for a protein of 345 amino acids. Gene Ontology annotation, biological process: response to ethylene. Gene Ontology annotation, cellular component: nucleus.
AGAGAGAGUCCCUGAAAAGAAAGAAAUUCUUCUGCCCCGUCUCUGCGUCCACCAUCGUUUUCUCCUCUCCCGCAGAUUUUUUUUUCUUUGCUUCUCUUCUCGUUGCUCAGUUAGGGUUUUGAAAUCUGUCAUUAUCACCAUCUUCGUCGUCAACCCUCCAUUACCACCGUCGUCUCUCUCGUCUUUCGAGGCGUCCUUCGCCUUAAGAUUUCUCCGUUACUCGAUCCAUUUCUUGGGAGGACGCCUUUGGAGAUAUUGCGAUGGAUGAUGGGGGGCAUCGUGAGAAUGGUCGGCAUAAAGCAGAUCAGUAUAAAACAGCUCAGAGCCAGUGGCUGACACAGCAUCAGCCUUCAAUGAAACAAGUAAUGGCAAUAAUAGCAGAGCGUGAUGCAGCAAUCCAAGAGAGAAAUCUGGCUAUAUCAGAGAAAAAAGCAGCAGUAGCCGAACGAGACAUGGCAUUCCUUCAGCGAGACACAGCUAUUGCUGAGCGCAACAACGCGGUAAUGGAGAGAGAUAAUGCACUCGUGGCCCUUCAAUACCGUGAGAGUUCCAUGGUGACUACUGCCACUAUGUCCUCGUGUACAGCGGGGUGCCAAAUUUCCCAUGGCGUGAAGCACAUGCACCAUCCUCAGCAACAUCAUCACAUGCAUCAUCAUCAUCAUCACAUGACCCAGAUGGGUGAAAACGCUUAUGGUUCAAGAGAAUUAGAGCCAAAUGAUGCUCUCCCGACAUCACCUACUGGGGGCACCAUGGAAUCUGCAAAACCAAAGAGAGGUAAAAGACCGAAAGAACCAAAGACGACGACAUCUGCUAUCAAGAAAGGAUCGAAGAAUCAGAGGAAGAUCAAGAAAGAGAGCGAGGAGUUGGACUUGGACAAGAUAAUGAUAUUGAAAACCCAGCAUUACCAAAACAACGACGAAGAAGAAGCAGGCAAGCAUAUCGGUCUAGGAUCCAAAUCCGAUUGGAAAGGCCAGGAAAUGGGGCUUAACCAAGUUGUUUACGACGAGACAACGAUGCCACCGCCUGUUUGCUCAUGUACCGGAGUUCUUAGGCAAUGCUACAAAUGGGGAAACGGUGGAUGGCAAUCUUCAUGUUGCACAACCACACUGUCGAUGCAUCCUCUCCCGGCUCUGCCCAAUAAACGACAUGCACGCGUUGGUGGCCGGAAAAUGAGCGGCAGCGUUUUCAACAAGCUGCUCAGCCGCCUCGCCGCUGAAGGGCACGAUCUUUCGAACCCGGUUGAUCUCAAGGACCAUUGGGCGAAGCACGGGACCAACCGCUACAUCACUAUCAAGUGAAAGUGCCUGCCUUUUAAGGUAUUGCAACCAAAUUCAUAUGUGAUCCCUGAAAUGCAAAAAAAAAUAAAAAUAAAAAAAAUUGUAUGUUUCAUGCCCAUUUUGUAUAAUAUUGGAUAAGUUAGCAGUUUCUUGAAUUGAUAAAACUUGGAAAGUAAAUCUUAGAUCAUGGGGCGUCCUUGUCUGAAAACGUUAGCGAAUUGAUCUUACAAUGAUCACUUGUUGUAAUUCUUUUGCUUAGUGAAAUAUUAAUCUGUCCUGUAAAAUAUCUCUUCUUCCA